AUGGGACGUCUAGACGGCAAAGUAGCUCUCGUGACUGGAGCCGGCAGUGGUUUCGGCGAGGCUAUUGCACAUGCAUAUACCGCAGAAGGGGCAAAAGUGCUGAUAGCAGACAUCGCUGUCGCCAAUGGACAGAGGGUGGCCUCUGACAUCGCAGCCAAAAAUUCCACCGGGGAAGCCAUAUUUGUGGAGUUGAACGUCACUAAACGCAGCGAUUGGGAGAAGGGGCUGGCACUGGCCAAGGACAAGUUUGGGAAGUUGGACAUUGUGGUCAACAAUGCCGGCACCACCUACAAGAAACAGCCUAGCAUGGGCGUCUCGGAAGAGGAUUUCGACAGGGUUGUGGCCGUCAAUAUCAAGAGCAUAUACCUGAGUGUUUCGGUUUUGAUGCCGUAUUUCGUCGAGAGGAAAAGCGGUGUCUUCCUGAGCACUUCGUCCAUUUCUGGCAUGCGAACUCGGCCAGGUCAGGUCUUUUACGGCGGUACCAAGGGAUUUGUCAAUACGAUCACCCAAGGGCUUGCUGCCGAGUAUGGGCCAGAAGGGAUCCGCGUGAACUCGAUCUGCCCGCUCAGAGGCGCCACGGGCCUGCUAGAAUUAUUUAGCGGUGUCCCAGACACUCCCGAAGAAAGAGAGAGGUUUGCCCAAACCGUUCCGCUCCGUCGAAUGUCGGAUCCAAACGACAUCGCCAUGGCAGCAGUUUAUCUUGCGAGCGACGAGGCAGCAUUUGUCACUGGGGUCAAUCUGCCGGUGGAUGGAGGGCGACUGGCUCUGUGA
Messenger RNA from Fonsecaea multimorphosa CBS 102226, 771 nucleotides. RefSeq lists its product as uncharacterized. Gene Ontology annotation, molecular function: oxidoreductase activity. Bases 1 to 771 code for a protein of 256 amino acids. The record is from RefSeq and is a predicted model, not a curated record. The transcript is spliced from 2 exons. Lineage: Eukaryota; Fungi; Ascomycota; Eurotiomycetes; Chaetothyriales; Herpotrichiellaceae.